Messenger RNA from Syngnathoides biaculeatus (alligator pipefish), 4410 nucleotides. RefSeq names its product tripartite motif-containing protein 3-like. The record is from RefSeq and is a predicted model, not a curated record. Gene Ontology annotation, biological process: protein polyubiquitination; negative regulation of translation; proteasome-mediated ubiquitin-dependent protein catabolic process. Bases 15 to 2372 code for a protein of 785 amino acids. Gene Ontology annotation, molecular function: zinc ion binding; translation repressor activity; ubiquitin protein ligase activity. The transcript is spliced from 16 exons. Lineage: Eukaryota; Metazoa; Chordata; Actinopteri; Syngnathiformes; Syngnathidae.
AUGGCAAAUGUUUCAUGGAGUGUCUGAAUUCGCUAACGGACUUGAGGCGAGCCGGCCGGGGGCCCCGAGCGUCGGUCAUGGCCAAGCGAGAGUCGGGCGGGACCGCCAGUCCUGUGGUGCGUCAGAUCGACAAGCAGUUUUUGGUGUGCAGCAUCUGUCUGGACCACUACCGCAACCCCAAAGUGCUGCCCUGUCUGCACACUUUCUGCGAAAGCUGCCUGCAGAACUACAUUCCGCCCGAGUCUCUGACGCUGUCAUGCCCAGUAUGUCGGCAGACGUCCAUCCUGCCCGAGAAAGGCGUGUGCGCUCUGCAGAACAACUUCUUCAUCACCAACCUGAUGGAGGUCCUCCAACGAGAGCCCGAGUGUUCGAGACCCGAGUCCUGCAGCGUCCUGGAGUCGGUUAGCGCCGCGGUGGCGGGAAAACCGCUCAGCUGCCCCAACCAUGAGGGGAAGGUCAUGGAGUUCUACUGCGAGUCGUGCGAGACCGCCAUGUGCCUGGAGUGCACGGAAGGCGAGCACCGCGAACACGUCACCGUCCCGCUGCGCGACGUCGUGGAGCAGCACAAGGCGGCACUCAAGAGCCAGCUGGACGCCAUCCGCAGCAGGUUGCCCCAGCUCACGGCCGCCAUCGAGCUGGUGAACGAGAUCUCCCGCCAGCUGACCGAACGCAAGAACGGGGCAGUGGCGGACAUAACGAGCGCUUUCCAGGAGCUGGAGCGAGCGCUAGAGCAGCGCAAGACGGCGUUGGUGGCCGACCUGGAGAACAUCUGCGGCGCCAAGCAGAAGGUCCUUGAGGCCCAGCUGGCGGCCCUCCUCCAAGGCAGGGACCACAUCCAGAGCAGCUGCAGCUUCACCGAGCAAGCGCUGAAUCACGGCAGCGCCACGGAGGUUCUGCUUGUCCAGAAGCAAAUGAGUGAGCGCGUGACGGCCCUGGCAAGACACGAUUUCCCAGAGAGACCGCAUCAGAACGCGCACCUGGACUGUCAGGUGGAGACCGAAGGUCUGCGCCGAUCCAUCCAGAAUCUCGGCGUCCUUCUGACCACGCCGGCGGUGGCUCACACGUCGGUGGCCACGGGCGAGGGCCUCCGCCACGCCACCACCGGCCAGCACCACAGCGUCACCGUCACCACCAAAGACAAAGACGGCGAACUCGUGAGGACGGGUAACGCAGUUUUGAAAGCGGAGAUCACGUCGGCGGGCGACGGCGGCCGGGCCGCCAAAGCCGAGAUAACGGACAACAAGAACGGCACGUACGAAGUGGGGUACACGCUGCGCGGAGAGGGCGAGUACGCCCUGGCGCUGAGCCUGUACGGGCAGCCGGUGCGCGGCAGCCCCUUCCGCCUGCGCGCCGUCAAGCCCUGCGACGUGCCGCCCUCGCCCGACGACCUCAAACGCCGCGUCAAGUCGCCCGGCGGCACCGGCGGCCACGUGCGGCAGAAGGCGGUCAGGCGGCCCUCCAGCAUGUACAGCACCGUCAGGAAGAAGGAGAACCCCAUCGAGGACGAGCUCAUCUACAGAGUCGGAUCGCGAGGGCGAGAGCGAGGCGAGUUCACCAACCUCCAGGGCAUCUCGGCGUCCAGCAACGGGCGAGUGGUGGUGGCGGACAGCAACAAUCAAUGCAUCCAGAUCUUUUCCAACGACGGCCAGUUCAAGAUGCGCUUCGGGGUCCGCGGCCGCUCGCCGGGCCAGCUGCAGCGCCCCACCGGCGUCGGCGUGGACUCCAACGGAGACAUCGUGGUGGCCGAUUACGACAACCGCUGGGUCAGCAUCUUCUCCCCGGACGGCAAGUUCAAGAACAAGAUCGGGUCGGGCCGCCUGAUGGGUCCCAAGGGCGUGGCCGUGGACAAGAACGGCCACAUCAUCACCGUGGACAACAAGGCGUGCUGCGUCUUCAUCUUCCAGGCCAACGGGAAGCUCGUCAGCAAGUUCGGAGGGCGCGGCGUCUCCGACCGACAAUUUGCAGACAAACUUCUUCCAAACGUAACUAAGUCGGGCUCGGUGUUCAGUCCUCACUUCGUGGCCGUCAACAACAAAAACGAAAUCGUCGUCACCGACUUCCACAACCACUCGGUCAAGGUUUACAGCGCCGACGGCGAGUUCCUGUUCAAGUUCGGCUCUCACGGCGAAGGCAACGGUCAGUUCAACGCGCCCACCGGCGUCGCCGUCGACGCCAACGGCAACAUCAUCGUCGCCGACUGGGGGAACAGCAGGAUUCAGGUUUUCGACAGCACGGGCUCGUUCCUGUCGUACAUCAACACGUCGGCCGACCCGCUUUACGGCCCUCAGGGACUCGCCCUCACCUCGGACGGGGACGUGGCCGUGGCCGACUCGGGGAACCACUGCUUCAAGGUCUACCGAUACCUGCAGUGAGGAGCCGAGGAGCCGCUGCCGCAACAUCCGGUCAAAAUGGAACGGAAAUUCGCAAUUCUCUCACAUGGUCAAAGUCCCAACAGUACUGCAGGGAAAAGUUUUUUUUGCUACCUUUUUUUUCAAAUUCCAGAGAAUUCUGGGAAAAUCUUAAUGACUCAAAGAUAUUGAGCAGGAACAAUUAUUCAAGUUUCCGAGUUUUAUUUAUCUUUUUUUUACACGACAAAAAAGAAAUAUUCUAAUGUUUUGACGUCGCGGAAAAGAAAUUGCAGUAUUCAGAAAAAUUAGUUGAGAAAAAAAAAUCUGUAACAUUUAAGGAAAAGGUUGCAAUAAUGUGUGGCCAAGUUUGAUGAGAAAAAGGAAAUUUUUUUUAUCAAAAUAAAGUUCCACUGUGUUCUUGGAAAGAGAUGAACUUAAAUAACAUCAAAAUCUUUCAACCCAAAAAUCUCAAGAAUUUUUACAGUAAAAUGUAUAAUUCUUUCCGGAAUAAAGUUACGACAUUUUUUUUUUUUUUUACAUUCACACGUAUAAAAUGUAAUUUUUCACAAAAGCUUUUAUGGGAAAAAUAGAAUACACAGAGAGGAAAAACGCAAAUUUUACAAAAAUAAAGACAUGAUCUAAAUAACUUGAAAUUUUACUAGGCCGACAUUUUGGAUAGCAACUUUUUUUUUUAAUACAAAAUUCAUAUUAUAUGAUGAGUGCAUAAUAAACAUGCACAAAAAUAAUAGUGGUAAUGUCAUGAAGAAAAAAAAUUUGGUGGUCAAAUUUUACUGACGAAAAAUAAAUUUUGUGAAUAAUUUAAAGGAAAAGUAAAUGUUUUCAUCCUCCAGCGUGAACUCCUUUUUUUCCCCCCGUUAUCUAAAACUCAAACUAAUUUAUUAUUAACGAAGCUCAACGAGCACAACGUUAGCGUUUGUAGUCGACUCCCCCGUAAGAAUAUUUUUAUAAUUCUGCUGAAACAUUGAACGCAAACUCCUUCUGCCAGAACAUUUCUUGUACCGCAAGUGUAUAGCAAGAGUAAUAUAUUGAAAUGUACGUGUAUAUUUAUGUUUUGUGUGUGUGUUCCUGCGUGAAUGAAAUAGCAGCUGACACCAAACAUGACAAAUCACGUUUCAUUGUAAAUAAAAAAAAAAAAAAAAAAACAAUUUCCAAAAAGCAUUGUGGUCAUGAAAACUCAUCAAAUGAGCAUUUUUGUUGUGUUUGAUGUGGUUGAAAGAUUGACGACGGCAGCAACACGUGCGAACCUCCAUUUUGAAACCGUCAUUUGAAAACUUGGAAGCCUCGUUUUUUUAAAAAAACCGUAAUCUGAGACCCUAAUCCUGAUUUGAAUCUCUUUAAAUCAUAAUUUGAAACCUUCCUCAAAAACCUGAACACCCGUUUUGAAACCACAUCCCCAUUUCAAACCACUAAUUUGAGACAUUACACCGGUUUUGAAACCUUACUUUGAAAUCCUGACCCAGUUUUGAAAACCUAAAACUCUCUUUAAACACUAACUCAGUUUUGGGACCCCUAACCCAAUAUUGAAGGCCAACUUUGAUACCCUGAAGCGCUCUAUAAAAACCCAACCAUAUUUUCAGACCCCAACUCUGUUCCGAAGCCAUCAUUUGAAACCCGAACCCCGGUUUAGAACUCUCAUCGGGUUCUUGUAACGUUUGCUCCGACGAGUGAGCUGGGUAUUAAUUUUGACUCAAUAGAAUGACGUCUUUGAACAACUUGUAGGCGUGAUCGACUGAUCACUCGCACUAAUGGAAUUUUCGAAAGAAAGAUGUAUAAAAUGCCACCAAUGGUGUAGUGGUACACAUAACCGACUUUGGUGCGGACAGCGUGGGUUCGAAUCCCGCUCAGUGAUGGUGUCAAUAUUUGCCCUGUGACUGACGGGCGACCAGUUCAGGGUGUGGUCUGGAGUUAGCUGGGAUGGGCUCCAGCUUUGUGACGAUGAGUGACUUGGAUCAUGGAUGGAGAUCUGUACAGUUUUCCAGACAGACCUGGAAAUUUAUGAAAUACGAUUCCAAACUCUUCUAUUCCUGUAUAGGAAUGAAAG